AUGAUCCCUCCCUUCGAAACAACCUUCGCAGUACCCCUUAGCUGUGAAUCGUGCAUCAAAGACGUGUCAACGUCCUUGUACAAGCUUCCCGGCAUCCAAAAUGUUACGGCAGAUCUUCCGGCACAGCUCAUUUCGGUAGAGGGCACUGCUGCCCCUUCAGCCAUUGUUGCCGCCAUCCAGGACACCGGCCGCGAUGCCAUCCUACGAGGCUCUGGCAAGUCCGAAAGCGCUGCCGUAUGCAUUCUCGAAACACAUUCUACCUCCGUCGAGGAUCAGGUACGCGGCCUAAUUCGCAUGGUCCAAGUCGCUUCCAACAUGACCAUCAUUGAUCUUUCUAUCCGUGGUCUCUCUCCUGGAACUUAUCACGCGACCGUCCGCGAGACUGGCGACAUCUCGCGCGGCGCCGAAAACACUGGUGGUAUUUGGGAUAUGGUACGCGCCAAAGAGGAGGGUAAGCCUCAAUCUGCAAGAGGAGUUUUCGGCACUGUCGAAGUCAACAAGAGUGGUAUUGCUUCAAUCUUCCUCGACAAGCCCAUCCAGAUUUGGGAGAUGAUUGGUCGCAGCAUCGUAGUCUCCAGACAACAAGACGGCAAGUUCGACAAAGAGGACCCUGAUACCCUUGUUGGUGUCAUUGCUAGAAGUGCCGGCGUCUGGGACAACGACAAGACUGUCUGUUCAUGCUCAGGCAAGACUGUGUGGGAAGAGAGAACGGAGCAAGUCGGAAAGGGCAUGCUCUAA
Molecule: messenger RNA, 738 nt
Organism: Aureobasidium pullulans EXF-150
Lineage: Eukaryota; Fungi; Ascomycota; Dothideomycetes; Dothideales; Saccotheciaceae
Product: Cu,Zn superoxide dismutase-like protein
Exons: 2
Coding region: 1-738 (245 amino acids)
Biological process (GO): removal of superoxide radicals
Cellular component (GO): cytoplasm
Molecular function (GO): superoxide dismutase copper chaperone activity; copper ion binding
Source: RefSeq, a predicted model, not a curated record